This is a messenger RNA of [Torrubiella] hemipterigena, 3260 nucleotides long. The record is from the annotation of a GenBank genome assembly. Lineage: Eukaryota; Fungi; Ascomycota; Sordariomycetes; Hypocreales; Clavicipitaceae.
CUACGUAUAGCUCCUAGGCUUCAAACCCAAAACUCAGCGAAACUUCCGUGCCGUCGACCGACACUUAGACUACGGCGAUCAUGGUUCUCACAUACGGCCUGGGCGGCGCUGCGUCGAUUCUCUCCGUCGUAGCACUCUAUAUGCUCUUUACUGGAAGUGGUGAAGCUUUCAAUGUCGGUGCUUACAUCGAAUCUAUCUCCCCCUUUGCUUGGGCCGAUCUAGGUAUCGCUCUUUGCGUGGGAUUUUCGGUCGUUGGCGCUGCUUGGGGCAUCUUUAUAACCGGCUCGUCCAUUCUCGGUGGCGGUGUCAAGGCUCCGCGUAUUCGAACGAAGAACCUGAUUUCUAUUAUUUUCUGCGAGGUUGUUGCCAUCUAUGGUAUCAUUAUGGCAAUCGUCUUCUCGUCCAAGGUCGGUUCCGCCAACGCUGAGCAGACUUUCUCAGCCAAUUCAUAUUUCACCGGAUUUGCGAUCUUCUGGGGUGGCAUCACCGUCGGUCUCUGCAACCUCAUCUGUGGCAUCUCUGUAGGCAUCAACGGCAGUGGUGCUGCUCUCGCAGAUGCUGCUGAUCCAUCUCUGUAAGUCUAAUAGCCUCUUUCCUUCGCUGCAGAGACUAAUGUCCUAUAGGUUCGUCAAGAUUCUUGUCGUCGAAAUCUUCAGCUCCGUUCUCGGUCUCUUUGGCCUCAUCGUUGGUCUUCUUGUCGCGCAAAAAGCCGAAGCCUUCGACAAAUCAUAAGCCACAGUAUCAAUACUUGGUGGCACCCUCUUCAACUUCGCAAUCGAUAAAAACAAUGCAAAGGUCAAGCAUGCAUAGGCUGUAUAGUAGCAGCACGCGAAAAGACUUUUGGCCGGCGUUCGGGAGAUCGGCUAGAGAUUAUGUUUUAAUGGAUGUAUUAAUAUAGUCCGAAAAGGCCGACAUGUAUAUCAAUCCCAGGCCAGGGCCUCUAUGUAUUACAGCGGCCCAAACCUGCUCAUGGUGGAAUAGACUCAUUCAACUACCUUUAUCAUUUCAUUGGAUCCAAACUAUUCUUGUUAAACUGCAUGUGUCCGUACAGCAUUCAUCACAAGAGCAUCAACCUUGGCACCUUUCUCCAGUACACCUUUGCCGCCGGGCAUACAUACCAAUGCGUUGGCGGCUCUAAGGCUGCCAACUUUAGAGCUUCUCUGUCCACCGGUGCUGUUUGCAACCAACACACCAUCCUUAUUCGCGCUUACAACAGCACGAUGGUAUUCUGGGCGAGAAUCCAUGUUGAAUUGAUGCGCGAGGGACACUGAGACCUUGGGAAGGCCAACUGGUGAGACGCCUGAUUGCUUGUGCAGCGAAGGAAGUACAAAAAGAUGGAACGUGACGAGCGCAGAAGCAGGGUUUCCAGGUAAGGAAAAGACAGUCUUGGAAACGCGUGUACCAGCAUUGUCCUUUACAGGAAUUGUAGCAAAGGUUGUAGGUUUUCCGGGCUUCAUUGCAACGCGGCCAAAGUGAAUUGUACCGCCCAAAGAACGCUCAAUCGUGGGCUUCAGCAAAUCAAGUUCUCCCAUCGACACACCUCCUGUAGUUAUGAGAACAUCAACUCGGCGAAGACCAUUCCUCAAUGUUUCCUCUAGCGUGUUUGAUUUGUCUUGCGCAAUGCCCAAAUCUACAACCUCAAAGCCCCAUUCCUUGGCCGCGGAAAUUAGAGUAAUUCGGUUGGUAUCCCGCACUUCACCCAACCUAAGAUCUCCAGGACGGUCAUAGGGAAUGAUCUCGUCUCCAGUAGACAAGACGCCAAUCACGGGUUUGCGGAACACAUCUGUUUCGGCGACUCCAACAGCUGCAAGAAGGCCGAUUUCUCCGCCAACACCGGAUAUUUGUUCACCUCGCUUCAGUAUGAUGGAUUCAGCUUGGAUAUCGCUACCCACUUCCCGGACGUUUUCGUUUUCCUUCACGCCUUCAGCGUUGAUUUCAACCUCCUUUUCUUCUUUACCGUCGUCAGUCAAGGAUUUGAGGAUCGUAUCCUCGACCAUUAUAACAGACGUAGCACCUGGUGGUAACGGAGCACCGGUGGUAAUUCUGGCGAUUUCGCCCUCCUUCAAAGCUGGUGUUUGUCCAGGCGCUGCAUGAGAUACAGCAGUAACUGGGAAAACGCCCUUCAGAUUUCCAUCCUUUGGUACCACCACAGCAUAUCCGUCCACAAUACUAGCUCGGAAUGCGGGCACAUUUUCUCUCGCUUUAACGUCGUCCGCUAAAACAGAGCCAACGAUAUUUUCGUCGACCUUGACACGAACAACAUGAGGCUCUGGAGAAAAGUCUGCAAUCAUUUGCAGAGCAUCAUCAACUGAUACCAUCGGGUAAGGGGAUUCACGAUAUCUGCGGCUAGGUCCAAGAAGGGGGUCGUUAGACAAAGGGUUGGUGUUUGGCUUGGUAUGGCGAACGAGAGGCGCGUGGCCAUGACCACUACCAUGGUUGUGACCAUGAUUGUGGCUGUGGCCAUGAGAACAGCCUGAAGAGGCUAUACCAGCGUCCUUUUCCAAUUUUUGCACCCCACCAGCGUGAAGUUUGCGCGAGUUGGCACCAGAAGCCUGAAGACAUGCAUGCGGCAGCGUCUUGAUUACGGCUUGCAGAUUUUCUUUUGCUCCCUUGGGGGAGCCAGGCAAAGUAAUUAUGACUGUGUUUCUCCGUAUGCCUGCAGCAGGUCUUGACAUCAUAGCGACUAUAGCCGGUUAGUUGAGAAGACAAGGCGAGGAACCGCCAGUAACAAUACAUACAGGGUGUAACGGCGAGAGAGGUUGAUAACAUGGCAUGAACGAGUCCUGGGGCCUGCUUAUGAAGAAUAAGAGAAAUCGCCUAUUAUAAAAUGUUAGAAUAUGAGCUUGUAAUAUACUCAUGUUUCAUACUUCUGGGGUAUGGUCUGCUACAGCGAAACCGGUGCCACCAGUUGUGACGAUAAGAUUGGGAGCACCUAGACUGUCUGUCCACGUAAUGACUUGUCUUUGGAUAUCAACCGCAUCAUCGGUAACGAUCUUGGUAUCCGUCACCUUCCAUUGGUCGUUGCCGUCAUCGGCCAAGACGUCGGAUAGCACCUUUGUGGAGAGGUCUGUAGUAGGAUCUUGUGCAGCUGUAGUGGAAACAACUAAGAUCGCGACCGUGAGUUUGGAAUCCAUUUCUGGUUUGAUUUUUAAAUACAAAGGUAAUUUUCAAGACACUAGAGUGAGUUCAAAAGAAAUCCCAUCAAAGAGAAGUGGUCAUGCUCUUUCCAAGACGGCUCCGGCCGACGUAGCUUCAGCAGC